AUCCCCCGCACGUCGCCAACGACGAGCCCGAGAUGCGGUCGCCCAACUUUUCUCUCCUCCUACUCCUCCUAAGCCCGGCAUUCACCGCCGCACUCAAAACCGGCGACUGGAAGACAUGCGCCACCUCCGGCUUCUGUCGUCGCGGACGCGCCCUGUCUGCACGCGCCGAAGAGGCCGGUAGCUCAUGGCACUCCCCCUACUCUCUCGACCCUGCGUCCGUCUCCAUCGCACCCGCCGACGCUGCCUUCACUGCCAGCGUUCGCUCCUCCAUCCACCCCGAUGCCAAAUUUGGCCUCGACGUGCGCGUCCACGAGGAUGGCGUCGUCCGCGUGCGCAUGGACGAGGUCGAUGGCCUGCGCAAGCAUUACGACGAGGCUGCGUCGUGGUCUCUCAUUGAAGAGCCAAGCAUCAGCCACGACGUCCAGUGGACCGUCGGCAAGAAAGACGUCCGUGCCAAGUUUGGCGCCAACGAGGUCUCCGUCCAGUUCAGCCCGCUCAAGGUCACGCUCUUCCGCGAUGGCCAUGAGGAGGUCGUCUUGAACGGUCGUGGUCUCAUGCACAUGGAGCACUUCCGCACGAAGGAAGGCACCGCCGUACCCGAAGUCGCGGAAGCCGACGACGGCGCGCAGAAGCCCUUGCAGGUCAACGCUGCUGCGUGGUUUGAAGGCGAGGAACAGGAUGCUUGGUGGGAAGAGACGUGGUCUACCUGGACUGACUCCAAGCCGAAAGGCCCCGAGUCUCUGUCCCUGGAUAUCAACUUCCCCAACCACGGCAACGUCUACGGUAUCCCCCAACAUGCAACGCGUCUUUCGCUUCCCGCUACCACAGGACCCGACGCCGAGUACACCGAACCCUACCGUCUCUUCAACGCUGAUGUCUUCGAAUACCUCCCGGAUUCCCCCAUGUCUCUCUACGGCUCCAUUCCCCUCAUGCAUGCCCACUCGGCCAAGUCAACCGUGGCUGUAUUCAACUCCAUCGGCUCGGAUACCUGGAUCGACGUCAAAUACCCCAAGAAAGGCUCCACCCAGACACACUGGAUCUCCGAAUCCGGCAUCCUCGACGUCUUCCUCCUCCCCGGGCCCACGCCCGAGAAGGUCUUUGAGCAGUACGCGCGUCUCACCGGUGCACCUGUCCUCCCGCCGGCCUGGGCGCUUGCGUACCAUCAGUGCCGCUGGAACUACGUCUCCUCGGACGAUGUCCGCGGUGUGCAGGAGCGCUUCGACGAGUCCGAUAUCCCCGUCGAUGUCUUCUGGCUGGACAUCGAGUACGCCGAGGGCCACAAGUACUUCAUGUGGGACCAGAAGACGUUCCCUGAUCCGGUUGAGAUGAUCCAGGACGUCGAGGCUCUGGAGCGCAAGAUGGUCGUCAUCAUCGAUCCUCAUCUGAAGCGCGAUUCCAACUUCCCCGCGUACCAACUUGCUUCCGAGAGCGAGGUCCUCGUCAAGCCCAAGAGCGGCGAGGGCGAAUACGAGGGCUGGUGCUGGCCCGGCUCUUCGUCCUGGGUCGACUUCUUUAACCCCGGCGCGUGGGACUACUGGAAGAGCCUCUUCCAGCUGUCGCCCCGCGCCGACGGCAAGUGGUCGUGGACGGAGAGCACCGCCAAGGUCGGCAUCUGGAACGACAUGAACGAGCCCUCUAUCUUCAACGGGCCCGAGAUCAGCAUGCCGAGGGACAGCAUCCACUACGGCGGAUGGGAGCACCGCGACGUGCACAAUAUCAACGGCAUGCUCUUCACGAACCACACGUACCAGGCCGCCGCACUCCGCGCGGACCCGCCGCUCCGGCCGUUCGUCCUCACGCGCAGCUUCUACGCCGGCUCGCAGCGCUUCGGCGCGAUGUGGACGGGCGACAAUCUCGGCACGUGGGAGCAUAUGGCCGUCGGGCUCAAGAUGGUGCUCGCGAACGGUCUCGGCGGGAUGUCCUUUGCCGGAUCCGACGUCGGCGGCUUCUUCGGGAACCCGGACGCGGAGAUGCUCGUGCGCUGGUACGGAGUCGGGAUCUUCAACCCGUUUUUCCGCGCGCACGCGCACAUCGACACGAAGCGCCGCGAGCCGUAUCUGCUCGACGAGCCGUACCGCUCUAUUCUGCGCGAUAUGAUCCGGCUGAGGUAUGCGAUGCUGCCGGUGUGGUACACCGCAUUCCACGAGGCGAGUGUGACUGGGAUGCCUGUCUUGCGUCCGCAGUAUACCGUGUUCCCGAAGGACGAGGCUGGCUUUGCCAUCGACGAUCAGUUUUACGUCGGCGCGUCAGGUUUGCUCGUCAAGCCCGUCACGGAAAAGGGCGCCACCGAGGCGUCCGUCUACCUCGCUGAAGACCAGGUCUACUACAACUACUUCACGCACGAAGCGUACCGCGGCUCCGCACGCGGCAAACACGUCACUCUCCCCGCCGCGCUGCACGAGAUCCCGGUGCUCAUCCGCGGCGGCUCGAUCGUGCCCACGCGCGAGCGCUUCCGGCGCUCGUCCCCGCUCAUGAAAGCCGACCCGUUCACGCUGCGCGUCGCGCUCGGCGCGGACGGCGCCGCGCAGGGCCGGCUGUACCUCGACGACGGCGAGACGUACGCGCACGAGCGCGGGGAGCUCGUCUGGCGCGGGUUCAGCGCCAGCAUGGAUAAGAAAGGCAAGGGGAGGACGCUGCGCAUCGCGAGCGAGGAUCUGGCGAGCCGUGAUCCGCGCGGGGCGGUCGAGCGCGGGGCGCUGGGCGCGUAUGAGGCGCGGAACGCGUUCGCGGGUGCUGUGGAGCCUGUGCGCGUGGAGAAGCUCGUGGUGCUCGGGCUCGGUGCGCGCCCGACGAGCGUGCGCGUGGAGGGCGCGGAUGGCGGGGAGCUCGAGUGGGAGUAUGUGGCUGGUGUGGGUGCGGACGGGAAGAAGGAGGGCAAGGCGGGUGUGUUGACGGUCAAGGACCCUGCUGUGAGCGUCGCUAGGGACUGGGCAGUCGUCGUGAAGAUGUAAUGGUGGGAAGAAGUAGAGAUUAGAGAUAGAACUGAAAGUUGUAUAUAAUGCUAUGGAACUUUCUUUGAC
Coniophora puteana RWD-64-598 SS2 is the source of this 3020-nucleotide messenger RNA. Its product is annotated as glycoside hydrolase family 31 protein. Bases 33 to 2951 code for a protein of 972 amino acids. The transcript is spliced from 8 exons. NCBI's taxonomy places the organism in Eukaryota, Fungi, Basidiomycota, Agaricomycetes, Boletales, Coniophoraceae. Gene Ontology annotation, cellular component: glucosidase II complex. The record is from RefSeq and is a predicted model, not a curated record. Gene Ontology annotation, biological process: N-glycan processing; carbohydrate metabolic process. Gene Ontology annotation, molecular function: carbohydrate binding; alpha-glucosidase activity.